GUAGUCAACGUCUUGGACAGUCGUCGAGUAAAGUCGACACUGAACACGAAACCGUACAGAAAAAAAUUGUUCCUCAUCAAAAAGUUUCGAAGGACUAUUUUUAUUGAGAGGGUUGGUGUUUUAAAAUGAGGUUGACGGAAAAACAGGUCACAAGGACUCAUGCCGAGUACGAAAACCCAUUUCAAAGAUGGCCAGUCGCACUACCGAUUGUUUUGGUCGCCUUUGGAGCAAUCCUUCUGGCAAUGUUUGCCGGCUACAUUGUAUGGCGAAAGAGACGACGAGGAUCAGAAUGCGACGCACUGGCCCCUCACAUACUUGUCUAUCCAUCCUACCAAGGCGAUGCCGCCCCUCAGCUUAUCUGCAGACAAAUCGAUUUCCUCCUUCCGCAGAUGAGAAGGACUGAAUCGUUGGACGACCUCAUGCCUGAAGAAGAGCCGGCUCAGAAGGAGAGGAGGGCAUCCGAUCAACCGCCCCCAAUCAAACAACACAGAUCAAACUCUUUCAGUGGCUACGGUGGAAACUUAGGCGGCUUGGACCCAGCGCUUUACAGAAACAGGGGCGACUUGGAAGACGAACUUCAUUACCCGGAAGGACAUUUGGGACGAGUCUGGUUCUACCUACGCUACGAGGCCGGCUGCGAAAAGCUUUUAGUGACGCUCCUCAAGAUGAAGAACCUACCCAGCAGGACCGUCGGGACGGCCAAUGGUUGCGAUCCGAUCGUCAGGCUUCAUCUUGUCCCGAACGAGAGAAGGGUCCAGCAGUCGAGACAGAAGAAGAAAACUUGCAAUCCUUUCUUCGACGAGACUUUCGUCUUCCAGGUGUCCGAAAAAGAGUUGGCGGACCACUCACUGAGGAUGACGGUGGUUGACAGCGGACGUAACAAGCGGUCAGGGACGAUCGGUCACAUCACAUUCCCCCUGCGACACCUCGCCACGGAGCAUCCCAACGACCAGCUCGAACUGCUCAAAAUGGAUUUGGAGAAGGAGACAGAUGGUCCCUGUUCAGAUCUCGGAGAGCUCCUGAUUUCACUGUUUUAUAACGAAAACCUUCAUAGACUCACAGUUUCAGUGAUUGCUGCAAGAAAUAUUAAACUUCACGAUACCGGCAAAGACGAAACGUACGUAAGACUGACCCUGAACCAACACUGGCACACGGUGAAGGUGAAGAGGACGUCCAACGUCAAAGGAGCAGGCGAACCCAAAUACUCUCAGGGAUUCAAUUUCAGGGUGCCCCAGGCUAACAUCGACGUGACCAGCCUCUGCCUGCAAAUUUUCCAACCUCAGCAAGGAUAUGGGAAAGACAAAUCGAUCGGGAAAUGCGUCCUUGGGUCGUACAUGUUCGCCCGUGGGAAAGCGCUGACCCACUGGAGUUCGGCGUUUGCCAACCCGAUGGAGCAGAUCCAGAACUGGCAGCCGCUCACCGAGUGAAAGUCGGCCGAGAUCGCACCGAGACGAGAAACCACUGCGGCUCGAUCGUACAUCUUUGAUUUCAGUCGACUUGGGUGACAAAGUGCAUCUUUUCUUUUCAGAUAUGGGGCCAAGGGCCGCAGCUUAGCGAGUUUCCUGUGUACACAAAUGUUUCCUAUUUUGUGUGUAUAUUGUCCGAUUGAAUUGAGGUGAGUUUUUUUGGAGGGAAAACGUGGCCUGAGAUAACUAAUCUUUAUAUUAUGGUUGCAACUUUAACGUUAUUUUUAAUGGAUAAUAAAAUAAACAAAGAAAAUAUUUAUUCAUAUAUGUCAAUAUUUAUUUGUCUUCAAUGAUACUAAGCAUUUUUUCUUACAAAGUGCUGAAAACAUUCAAACUUUUGACUAUUUUAAAUUUUGUACUCAAGCAGUAAGUUGUAUUAAAUGUUUAAUGGCAUUUAAGUCCUCCACAUGCGAUAAGUCCUUGUUCUAUACAUUGUGAAUAGUACAUUGUGCAGUAAUAAAUAAAAUACAGGUACUACAUUACAAAAAUUUUGGAACCCUUGGAGGUUUCUUUUCCCCCGGAGAAUUCUUUCCUUUCCUGACGGAGUUUCCGUACAGCAGUUUAAAUAUAAACCGAGCUGUAAGUUUUUUAAAAUAAAAAAACUUUAAAAACAAGCACUGUUUGGAUUAGAAAAAAGCAAAAGACGUAUUUUAUCUUGGUCAAAAGUUUUCUUCAUUUGCACGAGUACGUGCUUCAAACCAAUUCCUAAAAUAAACCGAUAUAGUCCCAUUAAGUUAACACUAAAAUCAAAAAAUUCUUUUUUGCUUUUUUGGCAGGUCUGUGGGUUGUUUAACAAUGCAAACAAUAAAAUUUAUUAUCCAAAGUGAUUUAGUUUUUUCUUACCAAGUUGUCUUAGUGGUUAGGGUGUCCGACUUGUUUAAUAAAAAUAGUAUGAAAAAUAUAUUGUAAAGUGCUUUGACCCCCUCGUCAGUGACCCCCCAGCGUUAAGCCCCUAACGCCCGUGACGUAAGCAUCCUGUAAAGGCAGUAAUAACUUUAAUUUUUGCUAAUUACUUGAGUGUGACUAUUUAUACUUAUUUUCACCUAAUAUUUACAGUUCAAAGGGCCAUGUUUUUCUCCAAAAUAUCAAAAUCACUCUCAAAAACAAACACAAAUAAAAUUGAAAAUCCAUUGUUUAUUUUGUGGUAUUAGAAAAUUUUGUUCAUUUUUAGAAUUGCCGAUUCUAGAAGUAAUCGAAAUAUAAAAUAUAUUGAACGUAUUGAAAAAUAAAAGUAGUAUAAUCGAUAAUUGUUUAAUAGUUUAUUUAGAUUGAAAAGAAAAAAAAAGGUGUGAUAAGAGUCUUUGAAAAAGAUACAUUUUCGAUUUUUUCCUUCUAUGAAAUGGAAAACAAAAAGUGUUGUAAUAAAAGUUUUUCUUUACUAAUAAUUUGGACAAAACGAAUCUUAAUAAUUUUUUUUAUAAAAAAAGGUUUUUGACUGAUGGAUGUUUUUAAUUUUUUUAUAUCAUUAUUUAUACUGCUUUUCUUUGUGUCUUGAAAAUGCGUGGAUGGCACAUGUUCAGAAGAUAAUAGCUUAGCCAUGUAGCUUGUAAGUUGCAGCUGUAUCGGUAAAGCACCGCCGGGUUCGCCGGCUUAGAUUUCUAGCGGUUCUUAGUCACAGUUUGUAGAAUUUAUUUUAAUCAACAAUUAUUGCAAAAUU
This is a messenger RNA of Cimex lectularius (bed bug), 3123 nucleotides long. Its product is annotated as synaptotagmin-15-like. Lineage: Eukaryota; Metazoa; Arthropoda; Insecta; Hemiptera; Cimicidae. The record is from RefSeq and is a predicted model, not a curated record. The transcript is spliced from 10 exons. Gene Ontology annotation, molecular function: calcium-dependent phospholipid binding; calcium ion binding; phosphatidylserine binding. Gene Ontology annotation, biological process: regulation of dopamine secretion; cellular response to calcium ion; calcium-ion regulated exocytosis. The coding region runs from base 126 to 1427 and encodes 433 amino acids.